CCCAUGAAUUCCACGAACAUCUAUGAUGCAAAUGAGGAUUAUUUUGGGUUGGCUAAUAGUUCAGAUUAUUCACUCGAUGUUGACAGCUUUCUCUGUUCCUUGCAGGAGGUCAGAAAGUUCUCUGGGCUAUUUGUGCCCCUUGCUUACUCCUUGAUAUGUGUCUCUGGCCUCCUGGGUAAUAUUUUGGUGGUGGUCACCUUUGCUUUUUAUAAGAAAGCCAAGUCUAUGACAGACGUUUAUCUCUUGAACAUGGCCGUCGCAGACAUCCUCUUUGUCCUCACCCUCCCGUUCUGGGCCGUCAACCAUGCUACUGGCGAGUGGAUUUUCAGCAACAUCAUGUGCAAACUGACCCGCGGCAUCUACGCCAUCAACUUCAACUGUGGGAUGCUGCUCCUGACCUGUAUCAGCCUGGACCGCUACAUCGCCAUCGUGCAGGCCACCAAGUCCUUCCGGCUCCGGUCCAGGACCCUGGCUCACCACAGGAUGAUCUGUUUGGUCGUGUGGGUCGUGUCGAUCCUCAUCUCCAGCUGGACCUUCAUGUUCAACCAGAAAUACAAGCUACAAGGCAGCGACGUCUGCGAGCCCAGGUACCACACCGUCUCCGAGCCAAUCCGGUGGAAGCUGCUGAUGCUGGGACUGCAGCUCCUCUUUGGCUUCUUCAUCCCGCUGGUGUUUAUGAUAUUUUGCUACAUGUUUAUCGUCAAGACCUUAAUUCAAGCGCAGAAUUCUAAGAGGCACAGAGCCAUCCGCGUGAUCAUAGCCGUGGUCCUUGUCUUUCUGGCUUGCCAGAUUCCACAUAACGUGGUGCUUCUCUUGACCGCCGUCAACCUGGGCAGGACGGACCGCUCGUGCAGCAGCGAGAGGCUGCUGGGUUACGCCAGGAACGUCACCGAGGUCCUGGCUUUCCUGCAUUGCUGCCUCAACCCCGUGCUCUAUGCCUUUGUCGGUCAGAAGUUUCGAAGCUACUUCCUGAAGAUCAUGAAGGACCUGUGGUGUGUGAGAAGGAGGCAGAAGUCGCCGGGCUUCCCGUGCUCCCGGCUGCAGUCGGACAACUUCACCUCCCGGCAGAACAGCGAGACGGCGGACAAUGACAACCCGUCCUCCUUCACCAUGUGA
Messenger RNA from Mesoplodon densirostris (Blainville's beaked whale), 1116 nucleotides. It is a transcript of the gene CCR6, whose product is annotated as C-C motif chemokine receptor 6. Gene Ontology annotation, molecular function: C-C chemokine receptor activity. Gene Ontology annotation, cellular component: membrane. The record is from RefSeq and is a predicted model, not a curated record. The coding region runs from base 4 to 1116 and encodes 370 amino acids. Lineage: Eukaryota; Metazoa; Chordata; Mammalia; Artiodactyla; Ziphiidae. The transcript has a single exon. Gene Ontology annotation, biological process: chemotaxis; positive regulation of dendritic cell chemotaxis; G protein-coupled receptor signaling pathway.